This is a messenger RNA of Teleopsis dalmanni, 905 nucleotides long. RefSeq lists its product as uncharacterized. The coding region runs from base 261 to 890 and encodes 209 amino acids. NCBI's taxonomy places the organism in Eukaryota, Metazoa, Arthropoda, Insecta, Diptera, Diopsidae. The transcript is spliced from 2 exons. The record is from RefSeq and is a predicted model, not a curated record.
AACUAGAUUCCCAGCUAAUAAUAUUGAAUUUUCCAAAUGUAGUAAAUUUAAGAAGUAUGCUUCGAACAGUACGGAGUAAAGAAUAGAGAAGUUUAUCUUUUGCCAAUUAUUGAGUGCGAAUUGAGACUUUCUUGUGCAAACAAAAAAGUAAGAGUGCUCAUCGAUCUCAUCAAACUUAAAGCUCUUGUUGCUACAGUCUUCAUUUGAACUUUGCGAAAUAGAGUAGCAAUUUUAAAAAUCGAACGUCGCACAGCAAAGCAAUGAAUAUAUUUGUUAAAUUGGCACUUAUAACGCUGAUUGCGGCUACAGCAAAAGCUGCACACUUGAGUGUGAUUAGUCAGGAUGAAAAUGUACCAAGUGCACCAUUGCCUUCCACUGGUGCUGCUGUUGAUGAGGUUGUGGUUGAAUCAUCGCUUUACAUAAAACCAAAGCCUAAACCAAAUGUUCGAAGAAUACGUAGCAUACCUAAUAUUGAAUUAGCUUCGCUUAUAGAGCACAAACGUGUGAAGCGUAUACCUCGAAGACAAAACAACGCGUUCCAACAACCAGAAUACGGACAAUCUCAAGCGGCUGCGAAUGCUGCUGCCAACAAUAACUAUCAGAAUCCUUUCGGUUUUGGUGCAUCGCAAGCAAACGCACAGUCCCAAGCCUUUAAUGCACAAGGACCUAGUGGGUCUUUCGGUGCUUCGUCUGCUGGUUCUGUCACACAAGCUUUGAACGCCAACAAGUUCGGUAUACAAAACUCUGCUGGAGCAUCUUUGGCACAAACAUAUACCUUACCAAAUAGACAAACUAUUAACUUCGCAUCGACAAACAGUUUUGCUAAUUCUCCUUUAGCUAAUGCGAACAGCCGUGGAAGCUCAGUUUCCGUAAGUCAACCGAUCAACUAAAACUAUCAAAUGAGA